Eublepharis macularius is the source of this 4175-nucleotide messenger RNA. It is a transcript of the gene USP43, whose product is annotated as ubiquitin specific peptidase 43. The transcript is spliced from 15 exons. Gene Ontology annotation, biological process: protein deubiquitination. Lineage: Eukaryota; Metazoa; Chordata; Lepidosauria; Squamata; Eublepharidae. Gene Ontology annotation, molecular function: cysteine-type deubiquitinase activity. Bases 266 to 3691 code for a protein of 1141 amino acids. The record is from RefSeq and is a predicted model, not a curated record.
CCCAAUGGAGAACUAAGGAGGCGGGAAAAACAACGUGCCCUUCCCGGCCGCGGGGCGCAGCGCGAGAUGCCCGCCUGCCCCCUGCCAUGAGCCCGGCCCGCUCCCCUCCGCCUCUGCCCAGCCCAGCGCAGCCCUGCCCAGCCGGCAGUCGCGGGGGGCGAGCGGAGAGGCUCGGAGCGCUCGGCAAGGCAGAGGGCUCAGGCAGCCGAAGAGGAGGCUGGCGGCGGCACUCGGCGGAGGAGCCAGUCGCCGCAGCCCGGCCCCGAUGGGCGAGCUGGAGGCAGGGGAGAAGCCUGGGCCCGGCGCGGAGCCCCCCGCGGGCAGGGCCCGCAGUUGCGAGCACCAUCGCGCCGGGGCCGGAGCCGGGCGGCGGCGUAGACCCGUGCGCGCCUUGAGCCGGCUGGCCCGCCGCCUCCUGCAAACUUUGCGGGGGGCGCGGCGGCGGCGGGAAGGCGCCGAGCCCGAGGACGACGAGGGUGGCUUCAGGCGCCCGCCCGGGCCCGAGCGCGACCGCGGCCAAGCAGGUGGCGGAGGAGCUCGCCUCUCGUGCCCGCUCCCGGCGGCCAGCGCCGGGGAGCCUCGCCCGCUCACCCCGGGCGCGCAGGGGCUCAAGAACCACGGCAACACGUGCUUCCUGAACGCCGUGGUGCAGUGCCUGAGCCACACCGAGCUGCUCGCCGCCUUCCUCCUGCUGGCCCUGCCCGACCAGCAAGGGCCACCCGGACCUGCAACCAGCACCGCCUCCGGCGAGGUCACCCGGCACUUGGCGGCGCUUGUGCGAGCGCUCUGGACCCUCGAGUACACGCCGCAGCUCUCCGCGGAUUUCAAGAAUGUCGUCUCUAAGUAUGGUGCUCAGUUUCGUGGAAAUUCACAACAUGACGCCCUGGAGUUCCUACUAUGGCUGCUGGACCGCAUGCACGAGGACCUGUGUGCCACAUCUCUUAAUCAGAAAGGGAAGGCGUCUGGAAAGUCUCCACCUGGACAUGAAGAGAGCAGUAGCAGCGGGAGCGCCCAGCCAUCUGUCCAGCCUCUCAAGGGCCAGAGUUUUGUGCAGAACCACUUCCAAGCUCAGUACAGGUCUUCCUUGACCUGCCCUCACUGCCUAAAGCAAAGCAACACCUUCGACCCCUUCCUGUGCAUCUCGCUGCCCAUCCCCUUGCGUCAAACCAGACCCUUGAAUGUCACUCUUGUCUUCCAAUCCAAGAAUCAUCGAUUUGUGCGUGUUGGCCUGGCUGUGCCUCUCUUCAGCACAGUGGCAAAACUGAGAGAAAUGGUGGCAGAAGAAGGCAAGAUUUCACCUGACCAGGUGAUCCUGGCAGAGUUGGGCCAGUCUGGGUUCCAGUGUUCCUUCUCAGAUGACGAGGAUCUGACCACCAUCACAGAGGGUGACAACAUCUAUGCUUUUCAGGCUCCGCUCUCCUUUAACCGGUCCAGUUCUUCCCACCUUUCAGGUUGUCCCCACAGCCUCCCAUCUUCUCCCAACUCUUCUGAGCCAGAAGGCCAGCGGUUGACUCAUAAUGGGGCCAUUUCAUCGGAGUUUUUACACCGUGGUGGAGGUGGCAGAAUCCUGCUCCUUGUCUGUAAUGUGGCUGGUUCAGGGCAGCAGGCUGUGAGGUUUGGCCCUCCACUGCUGCUGCGGGAAGACAGAGCCAUGUCUUGGGAUCAACUUCAGCAGUGCAUCCUGGGCAAAAUGCGCUACCUAAUGAGAAGGGAGGCCCAAGUGCAGGCUACGGGGAGCCUGUUCCGGGUACGAGUGGUUGGAAGCUCUGCAAUGUGCGGUUAUCUCUCACCACAGGACAGCUGGCCUCUUUACCAUCCAGCUGUGGACAGAGCACUACAGCUUGGUGGUCCAGGCGGUCCCACUCAUGUGAAGCUGGUGGUUGAAUGGGAUGUGAACACCAAAGAAAGUUUGUUUGGCAACAUCCAGGAGGAAGUGGUUGAAGAUGCAGAAAGUGUGAGGCAGAAGCAGCAGCUCCAUCAACAGCAGCACAGUUGCACUCUGGACGAGUGCUUCCAGCUUUACACCAAGGAGGAACAGCUGGCCCCAGAUGAUGCCUGGCGCUGCCCCCACUGCCAGGUGCUUCAACAAGGCACUGUGAAACUCAGCCUGUGGACACUUCCUGAUAUCCUUGUCGUCCACCUGAAACGCUUCCGGCAAGUGGGUGAACAGCGCCAUAAGCUUACCACGCUUGUGCACUUCCCUCUGCGUGGGCUUGACAUGGCUCCCCAUGUGGCCAAGCGCAGUCGUGGCAGCAAAUGGGGGCCCUGGAAGCACAUCAACUCAGAAAGCUGUCCGUCUAACUUCCUCUACGACCUCUAUGCGGUCUGCAAUCACCAUGGCAGCCUGCAGGGCGGGCAUUAUACAGCCUACUGCCGCAAUGUCUUGGAUGGUCACUGGUACAGCUACGAUGACAGCACCGUGGAGCCACUCCUGGAGGAUGAAGUCAGCACGCGCGGUGCCUACAUCCUCUUCUACCAGAGACGCAGUGUGACUGCAGGCUGGUCUGGGGGAAGCUCUGUUAGAGGUUCCACUAGCUCCUCCAUUUCUGAACACUGGCUGGCCCGACUUGGGGGAAGCAACAACCGAGAGAGCCUGGUGUCCCGGAGCUCUGCUACGUAUCCGUCUCUGUCAAAAAUGCCUGACUCACCUUCCCUUUCCAGCCCUGGCAUCAUGCAUGAGAAAGGUGGCUUUGAUUCACGGCCCCUUGUGCGAGGUGUCCAGGGAAGAAGUGUCAGCCUGAAAGCUUCCCCCAACAAGGCCAAACUGGGAGUCCCCAAGCCCUUGCCCUUACGUUGGUCCUUCAACUCCAAAGAGUGGCCAGUGGAGCCCUCUGGGGAGCUGGUUGAGUACUUGGAGUCUGGCCGCAGACCUCGAUUCACGAAUGAAUCCAUUGUUCCUCUUAUGACAAAGGAAGGGGAAGACAGUGGGCCAUCGGUCACCAAAGCCAAGCUGAACCCUGUUCUAACAGGAAUGGGAACCAUUGAGAAGACUAGCAAAGUAUCUGCUGCUGUGGAAAACACCAGCACCCUGAAGAGGGCGGGGAAGCCAAAGGAGGAUGUAAGCGAGCAGCCACGGACACCCAAGAAACUGGUGCUUUCUCUCAGUGCAGUAACUCCGGCAAAAGAUGAGGAACCCAAGGGCAAAGCAAGCAUCAAUGGGACCAUGCGCAGUGGGACAAACGUGCCCCAAUCCAGCUAUCAAUCCAAGAGCAGAGGAACCCAAGACCAAAAGGACAGGGACAGGGAGUCUGAGGGCGAGAGACAGCCAGAGGGGAAGCUGGCUGUCUUCAAGGCGGGCUUCCUUCGAAGGGACCCCAAGCGACACACUGAGUCUGACAGACAUGGCACAUUAACACAGACCGUGGGCUCCUCCCAGGCAUCGCUACCCAAUGGCACUUUGAAUUCCAUCAUGGGGAGCAGGGCAAGCAGCGCACUAGGCCGCAGCUCAACGGAAGGGCUGCCCAAUGGGCGGAUUUGCCGUUCUGAGUUGGACAUCAAGCGGGCCCAGAGCUCCUGCAGCAGCAAAGGGAAGAGUGACUGGAUCUUGAGCAGGUCAACCUCCCUCGGUAAAACAAACAAUAGUGUCCCUUUGCAGGGUUACACACAACCUUCCUGUGGCACCCUGCAACGGUCAAGGUAUCACACAGCAUCCCUGGGCAGGAGGAUAGCUGUACCAGAAUCCAGCUUCUGAACUGGCCUGCGGUUGUGGCUGGAAGUACCACAAGAGUGCCAAUCCUGGGUGCUUAUAGGGUCUCAGGGCCUUGGGGUAAGAUCUGUCAGUUGCUGGGAGACUUGGGUGGUGCUUGCCUCAAGGGGAAGAGGCUUCUCACAAGAGCCUUCAUAUUCAAUGGGUGCUGAGUGACAUUUUUGCCUUGCCAGGGAACAAAAGUGAAACAGGGACCUUGUGGACUAUGGGAUUAGAAUGAGAGAGAGAGAGAGAGAGAGAGAGAAGUCAUACAGAGAGUCUUAGAGUUAAAGUAUUUAUUCUAUAAUGAGAAAUAGUUUUACUGAUGUGCUGUUGUAUGACAGCGAUUAUUUUGGUAUCUGGUUGUGGGGAAGGGAAUAAUAGGAGGGAAAAUAUAAACAUUGCUCUAUGCAAUAAUCCUGACUUUUCUAUUUUCUGCAGACCAUCGGGUUUUACAGAUUUAUUUGUUAUUAAAAAUGUCUCAAAUGCU